Messenger RNA from Pichia membranifaciens NRRL Y-2026, 1177 nucleotides. RefSeq lists its product as hypothetical. The transcript has 2 exons. NCBI's taxonomy places the organism in Eukaryota, Fungi, Ascomycota, Pichiomycetes, Pichiales, Pichiaceae. The coding region runs from base 132 to 1139 and encodes 335 amino acids. The record is from RefSeq and is a predicted model, not a curated record.
UUGAGUUGCGUUUCCAGAUUCCAUGUGUUCUGUAUACGUGAAAAUGUAUAAGAUACAACCAGAAUAAACAUUAUUUCGCAAAUAGAUUAUCAGAGGCGGAGGAAGCUUCUGCGACGUUUCAACCGUUGUUUAUGAGCUUCAACUGCCCGCUCAGUAAUGGAGAAUUAGAAGAGAAAAAGGUGCAGCAAGAAAGUAAAGAGCUGCUGACGGAGUUCGAUGCUAUGCCUAAGGCACCUACCAAGGUUUACUUCCCGGAAAGCGAGUUUUUGGCAAAGCAGCCAUCGAUGAUACGGUUGAACCGCCUAGUAGAGACAAAACUCAGACUCAAGAUUCAUGGGUUUGACAACCUCGCCCAGAGGCAGGUGGCCAUCAGCGAGGGGAAGUACAAUAGAGUUGCCCGGUACAGGAAGAAGUUGGCCCGGGUAGACAACACAAACUCGAACCAAGGAAGGGGGGUCUGCCGAGAGGUGGUUUCCGAAAGAGAGCAGCAGUGUUGGUGGAAAAUUGUUCUGAGUCCAUACUUCAGGGAAAACAAACGCAAGUCGAGGAUGAUAUACCGACUAAAUGAAUGCCAUUCCAUGCGGAGCAUGGCGUGCUUGAUGGGUUGCAUUGGUGCCAUCAUUCCGAACAACCUCACUCUUCGCCACUUUUUGGAAUUCCAUGGGCGUUAUGGGUGGAGUUACAGCACCAACCCGGCACAGAAAAUGGAAAUGCUUCCACUGCGGUGGCUGGGGGAGCAGGCAAACUUCCUCGAGCCGCUUGUACUCCGCUACAGAACGGACUCGAGCGGCCGCCGGCUCGGGUUUGAGGGACUCUGUCCGUACUGCCCCAUGCAACACGAGGACCGCCUCAAUGGGUACGAUAGUCUUUUCUUCAACCUGCGGAGCUGCUCGUACGAGGCACAUCUUGCCCGCAAACACGGCGUCUACGGGUCUGGCGAGGAGCUGAGCCCGCCCGUGUUUGUGCAGAAGGACUUCGAGGCCAAAUUUGUGUGCAUGGAGUGCCAGCGAGUCAACAGCAUCUCUGGAGGACCCCUGGACGCAAAUAGUUUCCAGCUCGAGUACUUUCGGCACUGUGUGAACUCUCACUAUAGACGCAAAAGUGCCGGCUCGGCAAACGUGCAGUUCCAACGGCACUAAAGUGUAUCUAACAUUUUUAUCUUUUGUUUACUAUACAG